Pseudomassariella vexata is the source of this 1370-nucleotide messenger RNA. RefSeq lists its product as uncharacterized. The record is from RefSeq and is a predicted model, not a curated record. Lineage: Eukaryota; Fungi; Ascomycota; Sordariomycetes; Amphisphaeriales; Pseudomassariaceae. The transcript has a single exon. The coding region runs from base 45 to 1370 and encodes 441 amino acids.
CGGAGCGAAUUCAUAUUAUCCGUCCAUCCUCCCGUUCUAUAACGAUGGAAAGCUACCGAAUGAAUUUCCAUGCUGUAGCGAGUAGUGGAACUCCUUCAUGGUUGCCCUACGAUCCAGUUAACCCUCACCAAGCAACACAAUCUCGUCCCUCUUCGUCAGCUGUAUACGAUUCUAUUGAACCUGAUGACAGCGGCGCACCAGCGGGAGUCGCUCAUCCCACCACCUUGCCAAUAUGGAACAAGGGGCCGCUAUUUGACAUCAAUUUCAACCAGUUCGCUCAAGGCGCUGAAAUACAGCCCACGGCGUGCGCCUCUCCUCCAAAAAGCGCCAGGAUACACCUAUACUCGAAAAUACCAGCCCACACAUCAUUCUUGGGUCCGCUUCAUCCAUCAAACAUUGGUUUAAUAUUGCCACCUGUUGCAUCACCGCCAGGACUUCUACCUUCAACAGCGUGGAGCCUGCCUCCGAAUCAUUUUAGGACACAUCUGUUCUCGCCAGUUCAUGCCGGGCAGUUGCUCUUGACUUCCCUUCCUCCAUUGAUUUAUCCAUUGGGGAGAAAUAGCAGCGCACUGGCUCGCGAUGAUUACCAUCGUGCUUGUGAAACAUCUGCCUACCACAGAUCCAGCCGCAUGCUUGCCGAACCGGCCCGGCAAACAGUUCGGAGCACCAGCGGCUCCAGCAGAGCCAUGAGCGCUUCGUCAAAGAGACGAGGAGAUUCUUCAUUGGAAGAUGAAAAACCUCGAGCAAAACGUGUGGCUAGGAACAUUGGAGAACCUGAAAGCUCGAAGCCGUGGCGCACGACGAGCAUAAUGGUAGAUUGCCCGGAGAAAUCUGCGGCAUCCGUAGAGCGCACUACGUCGUGUCCCCCGCUGGGGCUUCCGAGGCCUCAGAUUAUGGGCCAGGAUGUCCACCAAACAUAUAACACGAGCAACACCCAAUCUCUAAUCCCGAUGCAUACAUACGGGUCCAAUGGUGCUACGGGCACCACAAAGUCCGCGCCUCUUCAUCUUCCCCCACCACACGGACAUGACCAUAUCCGCAUGAGAUCCUCAGAACCGCCCUACUACAAGAUCUACGAACCUUUCACCAUGGAGCAGCGUUUGGAAGCAGUCGCCGAUUGGACUCGAUAUAUCGUGAUGACUCGAAAUGUUGAUGCUUCCGGGCAGUGGAUUAAGCGCUGUGGGUUGGCAAACCUCCUAGAUUGUCUCCACGUCGUCAUAAUGACACCGGAGGCAGGUUCUUACAGAGCCAAGGAGCUGGACGAGAAACUGCCGCAGAUUAAGGGCUUCCUCGACUCUAUGUACAGGUUCUGGCCGUGGGCCACCCCGAAGGGUGGAAAUUUGAAAGUGGAGAUUGUGCAGACUGCUUGA